GUAAGUGAGUGCCUCGAUCAGCUGUUCUGCAGUCAACAUUACCACUCCUGCCUGCACUGUCCUGUAUUCCCUCGUGUGCUUGUGUUUCGUUGUUCCUCUGUGUUUUUUGCCCCAAAGGUGGUGGCGGCGGUGGUGCAGGACAACACAACCAUGGGAGACCAGCAGCCCAAGUUCAAGUUGCUGCCCAAGAUCCUGAAUGGAGGCAUCGCGGGCAUCGUGGGGGUGACGUGUGUGUUCCCGCUGGACCUUGUCAAGACGCGCCUCCAGAACCAGCAGAUCGGACCCAAUGGCGAACGCAUGUAUAAUUCCAUGCUGGACUGUUUCCGCAAGACCUACCGACAGGAGGGUUACUUUGGCAUGUACCGUGGCUCGGGGGUGAACAUUCUGCUCAUCACACCAGAGAAGGCCAUCAAACUCACUGCCAACGACUUUUUCCGCCAUCACCUCACCACCAAAGAGGGGAAGCUGCCCAUCCAGAGGGAGAUGAUUGCUGGUGGUCUGGCGGGAAUGUGUCAGAUUGUUGUCACCACACCCAUGGAGCUGCUCAAGAUCCAGCUGCAGGAUGCCGGGAGAGUGGCAGCGCAGGCAGUGUCCAGUGGAGGUAAUGCUGCCACUGUGCCCAAGAUCUCUGCCACCUCCAUCACCCUGCGUCUGCUGCGGGAGAAGGGUAUCGUUGGGCUGUACAAGGGCACCGCCGCCACCAUGCUGAGGGACGUCUCCUUCUCUAUCGUGUACUUCCCACUGUUUGCUCAUCUCAACUCCCUUGGCCCCCGCAAGUCUGACGGAUCAGGGGAGGCAGUGUUCUGGUGUUCCUUCCUGUCUGGCUGUGCUGCGGGCUCCCUGGCAGCGCUGGCAGUGAACCCCUUUGAUGUGGUGAAGACGCGCCUGCAGCUGUUGACCAAAGGCAGCAACGACACCCAGUAUCGAGGGAUUGCACACGCCAUUCUCACAAUCCUGAGGGUGGAAGGACCAAGGGCAUUCUUCAAGGGUGGCGCCUGCAGGAUGAUCGUCAUUGCCCCGCUGUUUGGCAUUGCCCAGAUGGUGUACUACUUUGGUGUGGGGGAGGCCAUCCUGGGGUACAAGAAGUGAGAAGGACGCACAGUCAGCAGCACCAGCCACAGGAAGGAGGAGCUAAGUUGUCGCUGCCCUACAGGACUCCCGACAGUGCUGUGAAGGACAAGAGGGCAGGCAGGGUGUUGGGGGUGUUGUGGGGAUGGUGGCACAGUAGUUGUACAUUCUUUGUGGUGCACUAGGGAGCAGCAACAGGUAUACUAGUAAUGUAGGGAAGGAGUUUUGGGAAGACUCAGUUUGUCCAUAUUGUUUUUGACUGCCAUAUGUACAGUGAUGAGUUUUAUUUAGUAUUUUUCUAUUUUAUUUUUACACUUGAGUAGCAUAUAAAAAGUAUUUAACUCAUAAGUUCCCUUCUUUAAUAGAUUCCUGUCUUUUUAUUCUACAUAAUUACAAGAAAAUAUUUAGAGUAGGUUUUAUAAGCAGAGGAUAAUAUGCUUCAUACAGUAUUAAGUAGAACGGUUCAACUCUUUUACUAAUAACCACAUCAAAAUUCAACAUUUACCUUCAACACUCUUCAGUAGCAAUAUUAUCACACUAACUUAACUGCUUGGCACAAGAGUAAAACGUGUUAGGGCCAGUGACACUAUAAACAUUAGCAGCUGUGGAGUGUAGCAAGACUGCCAAAUGUCCUGUGGGUUAGCCUGGCCUGGGGUGAGAGGUAGGGGAGGCAGAGAUGUGUACCAAACAUUCCUGUCAAGCUUGAUUUGCACAGAGGCAGUGUUUCCCUCUCCACAUGCUGCAGUGAUUCCAAAGCAUGUAAAUAGUGGCUUAUCAAGGCUGAAGUAUGUGUGUGAGUGUGUUGAGAGAGAAACUAAAAUGUACACCAGAUAUAUUUUCAUUUGAGACACUUGGAUAUUAAGCCAAGUCAAAACACCCUCUUCCUUCUCCUGCUCCUCGUGUGAUCCUUGAGUGCCAGCCUAGAGGUGCCGUGAGUCUGUUCUUUCCUGUGUGUUGUUCCCAGUAGCUCUCUCCUCACCAUUCUUCAUGCAGAAUCCCAACUGUAGUACAAAUAGGCUGUCCCUCUAGUGAAGGUCCCGGAGUGCUGGUGUGUGUGUGUGUCUGGGAGAGCCUGGUAAGGUGUGGACUGUGAAGCAUUACCACUAAGCUCUCUAAUCUGGCUGUUACAAGAGUGUGUGACAUUGGGACUGGCAUAGUUAGAUUAAGAUUAUCGUGGAUUCCUCAUGGUGAAAAUUUGUUUUUCAUUAAAAAUCUUGAAUUUAAAGUGUGAAGGAAUGCUUGCGAAUCAAUGGAUGUAUGCUUGUUAGCCUGAGGUAUAAGUAUUCCUUGCUUUCUCGUUUCAUAUCUAAAAUUAUUCAUUAAUCAGGAAAGACAUUAUAAAGACUUACAAUUUAUAAUAACAAUCUUUUCCGACAUGUACUGAGAGCAACAAGAAAAGUCAUUAGAAUGUUCCACGGGAAAUCCCACAUACAGGCCACUCCCAGACCCUCCCUGCACACUCUGAGCCUCUCUUAGGACUACAAGGCAAUACAUACGUCUCUCCGAUGGUCCACAGAAGCCCUCCACUGAGCCAGUCAUCCAAAUUGUGUUCUGAGUCGCUGCUUUUCAUGUUUUGAUUGUCUCCUCCUCAGUAUUCUGGUACAAAUUAAUAUUUUUUUCACUGUUGGGUUUUUUAUAGUUUAUGUACAUUAGUAAUGAGGUGGAAGAAGAUAGUAGUACUUGUGUACAUAGUGUUUAGGUCUUUACAUUUCUGUAGUUGUUACGUUGGCCAUGAAAAGUUUUUAAAAUUUGUUAAGUCCUUCUGGUUCCUCUUCCUCUUUUCCUUUGUUGUUAUUGUCUAUCUUGUGCAAUAGUUAAAUCAUAGUUUGUUUACAAUCUACAGACCAGAAGGUCACAUGCUAUUGUGUGUGUGAAAGCAUUCUUUAUCUGUGGACUGAUUUAUACAUCAGAGAUCUGGCACUCAGAAUAAUACUGAGGUCUGUGUGGAUGUUUCAACAAGUACUCAGUAUUGAUUUACUACCUGCCAUAUCAAAGUGAUCAUCCACACUCAAUGUUUCCUAGUUGCCCCAUCACAUAUAUAUAUAUACCUGUAGGCUUGUGUUGCGUAGGUGUGCCAUAGCCUGUGUUACCAAGCAUUUAGAUCAGUGCUGUGACAAGUGCCUCAUCUGUACUCAGUGCAGCCCACUUGGGUCAGUGUGUUAAAAGUACUGUAAGUCUGCACACCAGGAAUACAUAAAGGUUGGUGUAUCCAACACUUGAUGCAGGCAUUGUAUUAUCACUCAUUGGAAGUCUGAAACCUGUUCAUAGACAGUACACCACCCACAGCUAAGACCAACUGUUGCUGGCUUUCAGUAGCACAGUUUGCCUUGUGGUAGUGCGGCAGGUGGUCCUAAGGUGCUGCCACACUGCACUGUUCUGGUGUGCUGCAGGGACACUGCUGCUGCCAGUCCUGUUCCUGCAGGCAAGGUCAAACUGCUACAACACAUUUUAAAAAUAACAUGUUAAUAUACUAUGAUAAGUAUUCUCAAUAGUACAGUUUAAGUAUUCUAUAAGCAUCAGAGUGCAGUUAAUAAUACAUAUAUGUAUUAUACUCAUAUUAAAAAUAUUUUCUUAUAGCCAAACAAAAAUUUUGUGGCUUUUAACAAAUUACUUGCACUUGUUACUUUGGCACUUCCUCACAGCACUUACUGUGAUGCCACGUGAGUAGCUUAAGGGAUCGUAGAGCUGACUGGAGCUGGCAAAGGCUGCACUAGUGAGAUGUUUAUCCAUAAAGAUGUUGCAGACACAGUAGAAGGUAACUAGUGAUGUUUGGAUGUGUAGGUGAAUACAUUGUUGUACAGUGUUGUACAUCUAUGUUCAUACAUAGUUCAUAUAAGAAUGUGGUUGUGACAAUAAUUUACUGUAUUCACUGAUGGGUUGGAAGGCCAUGAAGGAAUUAGUAGCAGCACAAGACACAAGAUGCCUGGGAUGGAACUGGGAUGCUGAGGAUUGAUCCAAGCUUCUUUGUGCUUUACACUGUAACUGAUGAUAUUAGUGUUUAUUCAUACUUUACUGCAGUCAGGUUAUGCUCUUUCAGAAAUUUGCAAAUCUUGAUAUUUAACAGCAGACUUGUCCCACAGCCACACUUGCACGCUGUGCUGUGCACACGCUUUGCUUGUUUAUUAAUGACAAAACUGGUUAUUCCUCUUCCUGCAUGAUUGGAGGGAAAAUCCAAUGAUAUUUUCUAUAGGUCUUGUAACACUGAGUGCAGUGCAUUAGGUGGUUUAUUUUUCUUGGCAAAAGUAGCAUUGAAGGCAGCUUCGAAUGCUUCUUGCUGUGAUGGCAAGUGCUUCCUUUGUGGCAACAUUUAGUUCUUCCAUCAAUAAUGGUGUUACUCAAACACUUUACUCUUUUUAAGUUUGGAAUGUGUAUGUAUAAAUGUGCCUUUCAUGGGUAUUUUGCUUGUAGUCUUCCACACAUAAUCUUGCACCUUGCCAGUGCUACAGUUAUACAAUAUGUAAAGUUUUGUUGUAAUUAAUGCCCAUAGACAUGUUGUUCAUGUCGCAAGCCUUUACCUUUACAUUGCCAGUAUUUUCCUGCUGCAUGAAUGUAGUAAAUGAAGUGCAUCACAUUGUGUGUGACUUGUCAGCAGGUGUUCACUUCUAAAAAAAAUUAAAUGUUUGUACACCAAAAAACAAAUGUAACAUUAAUCUCAAAGUUCUCAGGGGAGGCAUUCCUGUGCCCUCAACAAUUCAGUCUGUUCACAUGUAAUGCAUCACUGGAAAUUAAUACAGUAUGUAUUUAUAAUCCAGAAUAGAAUUGUACAUAGAAUUGUACCAUUAAAUGUAAACAUUUCUUACCACAUAUGUUGAAUUUAAGAAUUUUGGAUUUACACAUUCUAUUAGCUCCAGGCAAUGUAUGACUGCUAUUGAAAGAGGAAAGGUGCAGCAAGGAAAGUGUACAUCAUGCUCACAAUAUGAUUUGAUUACUUUCUCACUACUAGUGCUAAAGCAGCUCAAUGUUUCAUUUUGUAAGUAUGAUUAUGCCAACUUUUAAAAUAAUAUUCGUAACUAAUAGAUAAUUUAUCAUUUCUGUUCAGCAUCAUUUGAACAAGUAGUCAUGCACUGUGUAGCUAAGUGUUCUUGUAAUCAGGGAUGUGUGUCCUUUGCCUUGGGUGAUCAGCAGAUGGAUGUCUUUUCUGAAAUAUUUCAUGAUGUAAAUAGUGAAGUAAUAAAGUGAACACAAAAUACAUAUAAAAAUUUAAAAUGCCUUAGCUUCCUUUGAGGUAUUAGCUCAUCAGCUCAGCAGACAAUACAACUCUCCCCCCAACAACUGCCCUGAGGAAGGAACAAUGGAGUGACACAUUGAGGUUCAACUGUAUUUGCAUAUAUAAAAUAUAAAUAUACACAAUAUUUACAAAACGAUCACAAAGCAAAUGUUUGUCAUGUGACUGUACACGGUUGUCAUCCACUUGGGAGUGAAGCUUUAUGAAGGUCUUGGUUGAAAAUGCAACAUUUGGCAAUUGAUCAGUUGUCAGGCUACAAUGUAAGUUCAGUAAUGUCCACUGACUAGAGUUAUGUUCUCUAUUAAAAAAAUAAUGCAGAAGUCAA
Molecule: messenger RNA, 5618 nt
Organism: Portunus trituberculatus (swimming crab)
Lineage: Eukaryota; Metazoa; Arthropoda; Malacostraca; Decapoda; Portunidae
Product: mitochondrial glutamate carrier 1-like
Exons: 8
Coding region: 151-1089 (312 amino acids)
Biological process (GO): L-glutamate transmembrane transport; malate-aspartate shuttle; aspartate transmembrane transport
Molecular function (GO): L-aspartate transmembrane transporter activity; L-glutamate transmembrane transporter activity
Source: RefSeq, a predicted model, not a curated record